Dracunculus medinensis (Guinea worm) is the source of this 1173-nucleotide messenger RNA. NCBI's taxonomy places the organism in Eukaryota, Metazoa, Nematoda, Chromadorea, Rhabditida, Dracunculidae. The record is from the annotation of a GenBank genome assembly.
AUGAUCUUCGUAUUGGUCGCAAAUAUUGUUAUUGCAACUAUCUCAGCUCAGUCACUGGUUCAUUUACCAGGUGCCCCACCGAAUAAUUUUAAAAUUUACGCCGGAUAUUUCGAUGUUAAUGGCACUGAUGCUGAUGACACCGAAUCAAUCCACUAUAUGUUCAUAAAGGCUGAAACAAAUCCAGAAACAAAUCCACUGGUAAUUUGGAUAGUUAAUGAGAUUGGUUGUUCAAAUUAUUGGCCAUUAUUUUCUUCAUUUGGACCUUUUCAAAUUAAUAAAGGAAGCUCAUUUCUGAAAAUAAAUCCAAAUACGUGGGCAAAAGUCGCAAAUCUAUUAGUGUUUGAUGUUCCAGGAGAUGUUGGAUAUUCUUUGGGCAAAUUUGAUAAAAUUUAUAAUGCCGAAGAUUUCAUAAAUGUUUAUGAGGAUCUAAUAGAGCAGUUCCGUGAAACCUUUCCCGAACAUAAGAACAAUGAAAUGUAUUUGGCUGGAUCGGAUACAUUUGGCUUGAUGAAAUCUUGCUCUAUAUUUGAUAUGACAACAGAAUGUGCGACAUUCUCCUUAAAUGUCACAUCGGAAGUAAUGGUAUUUACAUAUUAUAUACGGCAACAGCUUAGGCUCGUUCUUCUAGCUAAUGGUACUUAUAAUACGCUUAGAAGCUUAUCUGGAGUAAAUGCGUUUGAUUUGAAUGAUCCAUGCAAGACGCAAACUUCUCCAGGAUUUAAAGAUUAUAAAGAAGGCAAAGUUCGGAACCCACUGUCUAUCAGUCAUCUCCAUUCAUACCACGAUUGCUAUAAUUUUAGUGAUUUUUUCGAAUAUUUUAAUCGUAAAGAUGUAAGAAAUGCACUCAAAGUUUCGCCAAAAGUUGGGAAUUGGGAAUUAUGCAAGCAAAUAAAUUAUGUACAAAAUUUAUACUAUGAUACAAUUUCUAUGGCAAAAAGAAUGGUAGACGCCGGCGGAAGGCUAUUUUUGUUCAACGGCGAUUCUCAACUGCGUUCACCUAUUCCGCCACAGGCAUUUAGCGAUAAUUUAGGAUACCCGCAUGUAUCAAAAAAGAAAGCAUUCUUCGUAGACAAAGUACUCGGCGGCUUUCUUACUCAGUACCAAGGCGUUGAUGUCGCAACAAUACUGGUAAAUAUAUUUCUCGACGAUAAACUAUUUAAUUUACCUGAAUAA